AUGGCAAAAGGAACGAGCUGCGGCCCCACGGACGCCAAGGGCACGCGGGUCCAAGGCGGAGGCAGGGUGGCCCGUCCCCCCGGAGGAGGCUGGAGCCGGAGAGGGCCCGGCCUGGCCGCCAGCUGGCAGCUCCGUGCCGGCUCCCCUAGGCCACAGCCUGGCAGCCGGGGCCUCUCCCAAGAGCCUCCGCGACCCCCAGGGCGGGUUCAAGGCUGCGGCGAGCUGGGGAACCUGCGGCCUAGGCCUGGGCAGGGCUGGGGGGCGGGGGCGUUGGAAGGGAGGUGUCGGGGGGGCCCAGGCCGAUGGUGGGAGCUGGAGGCCGCGGCAGCCUCGCCUGCUCGGGGACAUUUUUUCCCUCCCUCCUCAUCGCCUCGCCUCGCCUGCCACCUCUCAGCCAAUCACACGACGCCGUUGCCCGUUGCGUCGGGUCACGUGGCGGUCGCUCGAGGCGCCCCAGUGAGUCACUUCUUCCCGCCUAAAAACUCGCCAGGAGCCCCUGAAGCCACUGACCCCCCCAAUCACAAGAGACGCCGCCGUGGCGCUCGCUGUCACGUGGGCCGCGUAACCAAUCGGGCGGGCGCACUUGGGCCCCUGGCGGUGAUUGGCCGCAGGUCCGGACCUCCGCCGCUCUCGCGCCCUCAUCGAACGUGGCGGCACGCGCCUCACGCCGACGGCCGCGCGCGCGCCCGCAGCGGAUGUGACGUGCCGCUGAGUCAGUCAGUGCGGCGGGCGAGCGGGGGGCGCGGCUCGGCGGGGAAGAUGGCGGCGCCGCGGGAGCCGGGCGGGGGCGCGCAGCGGACGGAGCCGGAGCCGGAGCCGCGGCGCGUCGUGCAGCGCGCGGAGGGGGCGCUGCGCCAGCGGGCCCUGCAGCGGCGGCUCCGGGGCCGCAACCUGCUGACGGGGCUGGGCAUCGGCGCGGUGGUGCUGGGCAUCUAUGGCUACACCUUCUACAAGAUCUCCCAGGAGCGAUUCCUGGACGAGCUGGAGCAGGAGGUCGAGGCUGCCCGGGCCCAGGCUGCCAAGACCCCGGCGAACUGAGACCCUGAGCCAGCCAGGGCUGCUCCCCCCUUGGGAUGGACCCGGCUGGAACUGACGCACGUGCCAGGGACCCGCCGCAGCCCGACCCCUGCUGGGUUGCAUCUGCCUUUGACGUGCCUGGAGCUCCCUCUGGUGGGGGGGGGGGUCCUUGCAGUGUGUGGGGGAGGGGGGUUCCCUCCCCUGUGCGGACCAGGCUCUUGCCACUGCCAGUUAAACCUUCAGGCUGCAGUUGCAGAUUGUGGUGCAACAGCACCAGGUUUCUUCCCUGACGUGCUCCUCUGCUAGUCACCCCCUGCAGCAGGUGGGCCAGGGCCUCAAUAAACCUGUCUAAAUGA
This is a messenger RNA of Chelonia mydas (Green sea turtle), 1373 nucleotides long. RefSeq lists its product as uncharacterized. Gene Ontology annotation, cellular component: mitochondrial inner membrane. Gene Ontology annotation, biological process: mitochondrial respiratory chain complex IV assembly. The transcript is spliced from 2 exons. NCBI's taxonomy places the organism in Eukaryota, Metazoa, Chordata, Testudines, Cheloniidae. The coding region runs from base 1 to 1038 and encodes 345 amino acids. The record is from RefSeq and is a predicted model, not a curated record.